AUGGGCAAGGGCAAGAUGUGGUCUUUUGAGUGCUGCUCUCUCCACUUCCACGCUUUCCUACUGUACCUCUACACUCCUGACACACGGCAGCUGCAGCUCCUGCACUUCUGGCUCUUGCUGGGCAUCUACCUGGCUGCCCUCCUGGGCAACGGCCUCAUCAGCACAGCCGUAGCCUGCGACCACCGCCUGCACACCCCCAUGUACUUCUUCCUCCUCAACCUCGCCCUCCUCGACCUGGGCUGCAUCUCCACCACUCUCUCCAAAGCCAUGGCCAAUGCCCUCUGGCACACCAGGGCCAUCUCCUAUGCAGGAUGUGCUGCACAGGUCUUCUUUUUACUAUUCCUCUUUGGUGCAGAGUAUUCCCUUCUCACAGUCAUGUCCUAUGACCGCUACGUUGCCAUCUGCAAGCCUCUGCACUAUGGGACCCUGCUGGGCAGGAGAGCUUGUGCCACCAUGGCAGCAGCUGCCUGGGGCACUGGGUUUCUCUAUUCCCUGCUGCACACUGCCAAUACAUUCUCACUGCCACUGUGCCAAGGCAAUGCUGUGGAUCAGUUCUUCUGUGAAAUCCCCCAGAUCCUCAAGCUCUCCUGCUCAGUAUCCUAUCUCAGGGAAGUUGGGCUUAAUGUAAUAAGUGCCCUUGUCUUAUUUGGGUGUUUUGCUUUCAUUCUCUUCUCCUAUGUGCAGAUCUUCAGGGCCGUGCUGAGGAUGCCCUCUGAGCAGGGACGGCACAAAGCCUUCUCCACGUGCCUCCCUCACCUGUUUGUGGUCUCCCUGUUUCUUAGUACUGUUGUAUUUGCAUACCUGAAGCCCUUAUCCGUUUCCUCCUCAUUCCUGGAUGUGGUGGUAGCAUUUCUAUACUCAGUGGUUCCCCCAACACUGAACCCUAUUAUCUACAGCAUGAGGAACCAGGAGAUCAAGCAUGCCGUCAGCAAAGUGUUGCAAUGUGCACUAUUCCAGCUUCAAUAA
Molecule: messenger RNA, 966 nt
Organism: Gallus gallus (chicken)
Lineage: Eukaryota; Metazoa; Chordata; Aves; Galliformes; Phasianidae
Product: olfactory receptor 14A16-like
Exons: 2
Coding region: 1-966 (321 amino acids)
Biological process (GO): G protein-coupled receptor signaling pathway
Cellular component (GO): membrane
Molecular function (GO): olfactory receptor activity; G protein-coupled receptor activity
Source: RefSeq, a predicted model, not a curated record